AACUGAUUGACCAAUCGCAUGAGAUGAGACCACAUUGCAACGUGAAACUGCCAUGUCUUGAAACUUUAUAUUAUUUUGGAUAGUUAGCCUCAAUCACCAACCUGAACCUCGAACCUCAUGAUCCCAUUCAGGUUGUGCAACCUGCUCUCCAGCCGCAAUGGCCCCCAAACCAACCCCCUCUAAAGCCUCCCCCCAAAAGGGCAAAAACAACAACACCAUCCCUCCCAUCGACCCCUCAUCUUCCUUCACCCCAGAGAGCUUCGAAUCCGAGCUCCGCUCGCUCGCCGCCAAAGCCCAGACGGAGACGUGGUCCAACUGGAUGCUCGCGCAGACGCGCAUCUACCUCAAGUCGCUCACCCUGCUCACCCUCGUGGCCGUCUACUCGACCGUCUCCCAGCUCGCCCUCUCCCCGGUCUACGGCUCCAUCCCGUCGGCCAAAUGGCACGCCAAGCUGCUCAUGGCCGCCUGCUUCGCCGGCUGGUCGUCCAACCUCUUCCUGAACCGCGCCCUGCCCGUCCGCCCGGAGUACCUCCUCCCCGUCAUCGCCCUGUGGGUCCCCGCCGUGCAGUUCUUCCUGGCCCAGGCCAGCGGGACCCUGACGGCCGCCUGGGGCCCGCUGGUGACCGAGGCCGUCACGCUGUUCCCGCUGGUGGGCGUGUCGACCGCCUGCGUGGCGACGUAUCUGGACGGGGCCGACCUGUCGGCGCUGCCCGGGUGGGUGGCUGAUGCCGCGCCCGGGCUGGGGGCGUACGGGUUCUUCAAGGGCGCCGAGACGGUGCUGGGUGGGGUGGUCGAGGGGCUCGUCGGCAAGUCGGUGCUGAACACCAGGCUGGGGAUGGAGCUGGUUUUGGGAGCCGCGUAUGCGCUGGUUGCGCCGUCCAAGUUGUUGCUUUUGGCCGUGCCCGCGUUGCUGCACACGGCGGUCCUGAACACGAAUGUUCCGACGCCGAUGGCGCUUGCGAGGUUGAAUAGUGGUCUCGCGGCGGAGGGGUACGUUGUUCUGGAUCGGGCUGAGUCCAACACGGGGUAUAUCUCUGUCAUUGAUAGCCCGAAGGAGGGAUACCGCGUCAUGAGAUGUGACCACAGCUUGCUCGGCGGUGAAUGGGUCAAGUUUUUGGGGCAGGGUCAGUUCAAGGGGAACCAGGUGGCUGAGCCCAUCUACGGCGUGUUUGCUAUGCUGGAGGCUGUCAGGCUGGUCAAGACACCGGAGCCGAUCAUUGACAGCGAGGCCAACGCCCUUGUGAUCGGGCUCGGCAUUGGCACCACGCCGGCCGCCCUUGUGGCCCACGGCAUCGACACCACUGUGGUCGAACUCGACCCGGUGGUUCACAAGUUUGCCGCUCAGUACUUCCAACUCCCCUCCAACCACACCGCUGUCAUUGAGGACGCGGUCACGUACACCGCCCGGCUGGCUGCUGACGAGAGCGAAUCCCGCUUCGACUACAUCAUUCACGAUGUCUUCACGGGCGGUGCUGAGCCCAUCGCGCUCUUCACCCUCGAGUUCCUGCAGAACCUCCACACCCUGCUCAAGCCGAACGGCGUGGUCGCCAUCAACUACGCCGGCGACUUCGCCCUUCCGCCCCCACGCAUCGUCGUCAACACCAUCAACGCCGUGUUCCCCGCCUGCCGCAUCUUCCGCGAGCACCCGCGCGAGGAGUCCGACUUUGCCGAGUCGGGCCGCGACUUCACCAACAUGGUCAUCUUCUGCACCAAGCAGGCCGACAGCGAGAUCGCCUUCCGCUACCCGAGCGAGCGCGACAUGCUCAACAGCCCGUCGCGCCGCGCCUUCUUGCUGCCGCAGCACGAGGUGAAGGAUGCGGAUUUCCUGGUGACGGGCGAGGAGGCGCAGGGCGUGCUGAGGAAGAACGAGACCGAGAGCUUGGCUAAGUGGCAUGAGGUCAGCGCUGCUGGGCAUUGGACGGUCAUGAGGACCGUGCUGCCGGAGGCGGUGUGGGAGGCGUGGUGAGCCUCUUAAGGGGUUACCUGCAUUACCCCUGAGAGGGUCUUGGUUGGAUAGGGCCUGUUGGAUGUGUGGUGUGGAAAGCACUUUGGGAUAUGUGCUAAAAUAGUUGAAGAUGGACUGUAUAUACUGGUUUUGGACACCAGACUUUCUUGUAGUUGAUUUCCAAUAUGCAUUGAUGAUAUCUCAACA
This is a messenger RNA of Chaetomium fimeti, 2152 nucleotides long. RefSeq names its product S-adenosyl-L-methionine-dependent methyltransferase. The record is from RefSeq and is a predicted model, not a curated record. Lineage: Eukaryota; Fungi; Ascomycota; Sordariomycetes; Sordariales; Chaetomiaceae. The coding region runs from base 158 to 1966 and encodes 602 amino acids. The transcript is spliced from 3 exons. Gene Ontology annotation, biological process: polyamine biosynthetic process.